Messenger RNA from Rhipicephalus microplus (southern cattle tick), 488 nucleotides. RefSeq lists its product as uncharacterized. Lineage: Eukaryota; Metazoa; Arthropoda; Arachnida; Ixodida; Ixodidae. The record is from RefSeq and is a predicted model, not a curated record.
AGUAUAAAUAAAUCUCUCCCGUACUGUUCAUGAAGCGAAAUCACAGGACAACUGCAGAAGCUACUGCUGUCAUCUGCGAAGAAGUUCGCCAUGAAGCCUGUUAUGUGGCUCACGCCCUUCGCCCUUACAGCGUUAACGUGCGCCGCCAUAGUUGUUCCCGCCAGUGAGGUUAGGGCAUCAGCAUCAUUUCAAGAAAACAAAGAAGCCAUAGUAAAAGCAGGCAGGAAACUAGAAACUCUAGGGAAUGUUCUGCAGGGGAAAGUUCCUGAAAGCAACGCCGACGCACUGCGAGAUCUGACUGACGCACUCGAAGCCCUCGCCGCUGGAGGCAAUGCUUUGGAUAAAGAGUCGUCCGAAUACUGGGUUGGCGUCAUCAUUCGUGGAAUAGCCGGGGGUGCAGUCGCCCACGGCAUUGACAAGUGGAAGAAGAGGAAGGGAUAAUAAAUAACAUCCGAGAUUUUCUGAAAAUAAACUGUGUUCACAUCUGU